AGUGGUUUCUCAACAAAUUGUCACCUCAGCUAAAACGCAGUUUAUCUGUUCUCACUUCUCCAACUCGCUCUCCAAAUACCUGCGAUGCGUAAAAGUAGAGCUGAUGAGGAUGACUGGCUCCUUGAUGGCGGGGAGAGGAGGAGGAGGGAAAGAAACUGGACUGUGACUUUUUGCAGUUUCUUUUUCUGUCUCUUGUAUUUAGUGGCUCUGGCAAUGGCACUUGGUUCUGUUGGCUAUUUUGGUAUGGUCCAGUAUCAUGUUAGUAAAUGGAAUGAAUCAGAGAGUAAAAACAGGCCUUGUAUACUAUACAGUAAAUACAAUAAAGGGAGGAACGCGUUAAAUGUUGGUGAUAAUGUAUACUGCAUUUUGAACAUUGGAGGCGAUGUGAUCCUGGCUUUGCUCUGUCUUUUACUCCUGGCUAUAUCGUUAUUCCAACUAACGUGUGGAAUAUGGAACACCUGCUCUGCAAUAUGCACUUUGUUGCUACAGAUUCUAGCUCUAAUCCUUGGACUGUUACUAGCUAUAAAUUUGUUGAGUGGAUACUAUGAUACAUGUAGGAACACAGACAAAAGAUGUGCUGAAUAUUUCCCCAAAGAUAAUGAUGACGGUUACAUUCGUAUGUCACAGGGUGCUGUGUUAGUGUGCUUUUUUGCACUCUUUGCAUCACUGGCUAUGCAGAUCCUCCUCCUCUGUUGCUGUAGGAAAAGGACUCACUCAACAAGUCAAGAACUUGGUGGUAAUGAGUGGAUUGAUAGCGAUCGCAUCAUGAAAAGGGAGAAGUAUAAUGUUUUUGAUUGAACUUUCGCUGCCUUGAUUCACUUUUGAAGAAACGGAUUCUUCCUCAUACAUGUCAUGUGUGUACAGUUUAACUUAGUUUAUACACAAUUGCUAUUUUUGAUAUUAAAUUUUUCGUCUUUUUGAAUACAA
Molecule: messenger RNA, 927 nt
Organism: Amphimedon queenslandica
Lineage: Eukaryota; Metazoa; Porifera; Demospongiae; Haplosclerida; Niphatidae
Exons: 4
Coding region: 85-798 (237 amino acids)
Source: RefSeq, a predicted model, not a curated record